Messenger RNA from Alosa alosa (allis shad), 1080 nucleotides. RefSeq names its product Kruppel-like factor 12a (gene klf12a). Gene Ontology annotation, biological process: regulation of transcription by RNA polymerase II. Gene Ontology annotation, molecular function: DNA-binding transcription factor activity, RNA polymerase II-specific; RNA polymerase II cis-regulatory region sequence-specific DNA binding. Lineage: Eukaryota; Metazoa; Chordata; Actinopteri; Clupeiformes; Clupeidae. The record is from RefSeq and is a predicted model, not a curated record. Bases 1 to 930 code for a protein of 309 amino acids. The transcript has 6 exons.
AUGGUGACGUCUCUGUGUAACCUGAUGGGUGAUGGUGACGUCUCUGUGCCGAGACCCGGGCGGUUCUGCCCGUCCGACCUCUUCCAGGCCCAGACGGAACCCGUAGACCUCUCCACCAACAAAUCCAGAACGUCGCCCCCGACGACCCGGCCCUCCCCACGGCACACUCCGCCUUCCUCCUCCUCCUCCUCCUCUUCAUCCCCCUCUUCCUCCUGCCCCUCCGUCAUCACGCCUGUCCCGCGCCCACGCGUGCUCACGCCCAUCUCGGGGUCGCCCCCAGGGGUCAGAGGUCAGCCCUUCUUGCAGAUGGCGCACCCCCACCCUGUGCCCCCGUGCCCGAGCCCAGUCCACCUGCACCCGGCGCGUGUGUGCCGCCUGCGCUGGGAGCCACCACGGCAACAUCCCGGCCUCAUGAUACCCCUGCUGGAGGAGAGCAGGAUUCACAGGGCAGUCACACACCGUGUCCCAGAUGGACCGUCGCCACGGCGAUCCCACAGCGACAGCGACGACGAUGACCUGCCGAACGUGACCUUGGACAGCGUCAAUGAGACAGGAUCCACAGCACUGUCCAUAGCACGCGCCGUGCAAGACUCCAUGUUGCCAUUCAGCAUCGAGAGCCUGCGGCGGCCGCGCCGGUCCGAGUCGCCGGACUCCAAGAGGAGGCGUAUUCACCGGUGUGAGUUUGAGGGCUGCAACAAGGUCUACACCAAGAGCUCCCACCUGAAAGCGCACAGAAGAACACACACAGGUGAGAAGCCGUACAAGUGCACGUGGGACGGCUGCACGUGGAAGUUCGCCCGCUCGGACGAGCUGACGCGCCACUACCGCAAGCACACGGGCGUCAAGCCCUUCAAGUGCGGUGACUGCGACCGCUCCUUCUCCCGCUCCGACCACCUGGCCCUGCACCGCCGUCGCCACGCCCUCGUCUGAGCGCCAACGCAGCCCAUUGGAUGCUGGAGUGACGGACAGACAAACUGACCAAUCAGAUCAGCAGAGCUGGUUCUCUGCCUGUUAGCAGUCCCCAUGGGGGCCAGGGGCCAAUAUUUCACUCCUCCCCCUUUUGAAGCAAUUAAAGCAACA